Molecule: messenger RNA, 870 nt
Organism: Didymodactylos carnosus
Lineage: Eukaryota; Metazoa; Rotifera; Eurotatoria; Philodinida; Philodinidae
Source: the annotation of a GenBank genome assembly
AUGGGCGGAAAGAGCGGAAAGAGUGCGAAAAAAGAUCUAACACUGUUGACAGACGACGAAAUCGAUAAAUUAACACACAAUACAACUUAUUCUGCUCAACAGAUUCAGAAAUUUUAUCCUGAAGGAAAAGCUGAAAAAUUUUGUACACAAGUUUUCAAAACAUUUGAUAGUGAUGGUAAUGAUUAUAUUGAUUUUGUUGAAUUUUUAAUUGCUGUAAAUAUUACUAGUCAUGGAGAUGUUAAAGAAAAACUUCGACUUGCUUUUGAAAUGUAUGAUAUGAAUAAAAACGGUGUGAAAAUGGGUAAUGAGAAAAGUAAAAAAUUUCAUGAUGAAUUAGAUGAUGCAACAAUUCAUCGUCUAACACAUAAUACAAAUUAUACACCGGAACAAAUAAGACAAUGGCAUCAAGCAUUUUUAAGAGAUUGUCCAUCAGGUAAAUUAUCCAGUCGACAAUUUACAGAAGUUUAUAAAAAAUUUUAUCCAGAACAUGAAGCAGAAAAAUAUUCAAAACAAGUAUUUCGUACAUUCGAUAUGGAUCAUAAUGGAUAUAUUGAUUUUAUUGAAUUUUUAUUAGCUGUUAAUAUUAAUUCGAAUGGUGAUGUUCGUGAUAAACUUGGUCUAGCAUUUGACAUUUAUGAUAUCAAUACAGAUGAAAAAAUUGAUAAAAAAGAAAUGACAAAAGUUAUAACAGCAAUCUACGAUUUAUUAGGUGAAGACAAUCGUAAAGGUGAAAAUAGUCCGGAUAAUCGUGUGAAAAAAAUAAUGGAGAAACUUGAUAUUAAUGAUGAUAAAAAAAUUACACGUGAUGAAUUUGUUGAAGGUUGUCUAAGAGAUGAUAUUCUUAGGCAAUUGCUUGCACCAAAUGUUUAA